AGGAGUCGGUGAUUUCUCGGAUCCCGAAGAGCUCGGUCCUAUAGGACCGUCCCCCGCGUGCCGGUACCCCUCGGUUUCCCAGAAGUCGCUCAGCGUGACCCCCAACUCUGCAUUCUUUCCCAGCCCGGGCAUUCCUCCCCGGAAUCAGCCUCAAGGCCCCCAUUGCGGCCGUGGUCCCCACGAAUUCUCUAGUCAGACGGUCACCAUGAAGUUCAACCCGUUCGUGACUUCGGACCGCAGCAAGAACCGCAAACGCCACUUCAAUGCUCCGUCGCACGUGCGCAGGAAGAUCAUGUCGUCCCCGCUCUCCAAGGAGCUGCGACAGAAGUAUAAUGUCCGCUCCAUGCCCAUCCGCAAGGACGACGAGGUCCAGGUGGUUCGAGGACACUACAAAGGUCAACAAAUUGGCAAGGUAGUCCAGGUGUACAGAAAGAAGUAUGUCAUCUACAUCGAGAGGGUGCAGCGUGAGAAAGCUAAUGGUACAACUGUCCAUGUGGGCAUUCACCCAAGCAAGGUGGUUAUCACCAGGCUAAAACUGGACAAAGAUCGGAAAAAAAUUCUCGAACGCAAAGCCAAAUCUCGACAAGUUGGAAAAGAGAAAGGAAAAUACAAGGAAGAACUUAUUGAGAAAAUGCAGGAAUGAAUAGAACCUGUUGUACAACUACAGUUUAACCAUAGAAUUUUAGCCUAGUUUGUGUCCGUUGGGAACUUUUCAGGAUAUCUCUGGAACAUUUCAUUUCCCUCUUGUUGUGUUAUUGAUAAGUGGCUCUGUAAAUCUAUUCUGAUUAACAAUUUAAUUAAUAAAAAUUGGAAUAUUUCCUAAUUGUAAA
Molecule: messenger RNA, 830 nt
Organism: Loxodonta africana (African savanna elephant)
Lineage: Eukaryota; Metazoa; Chordata; Mammalia; Proboscidea; Elephantidae
Gene: RPL26L1
Product: ribosomal protein L26 like 1
Exons: 4
Coding region: 206-643 (145 amino acids)
Biological process (GO): ribosomal large subunit biogenesis; cytoplasmic translation
Cellular component (GO): ribosome; cytosolic large ribosomal subunit
Molecular function (GO): structural constituent of ribosome; RNA binding
Source: RefSeq, a predicted model, not a curated record